Molecule: messenger RNA, 5434 nt
Organism: Octodon degus (degu)
Lineage: Eukaryota; Metazoa; Chordata; Mammalia; Rodentia; Octodontidae
Gene: Epb41l4b
Product: erythrocyte membrane protein band 4.1 like 4B
Exons: 25
Coding region: 309-2429 (706 amino acids)
Cellular component (GO): cytoskeleton
Source: RefSeq, a predicted model, not a curated record
CCUCGGCGCUGCCCGCCGCGCCCGGGGGCAGUGUGUUCCCGGCGGGCGGCGGGCCCCUGCUCACGGGCGGCGCGGCAGUGCACAUCUCCGCCGCGGGCGCGGCCAAGGCCACCCUCUACUGCCGUGUCUUCCUGCUGGACGGGACCGAAGUGAGCGUGGACCUGCCGAAACAUGCCAAAGGCCAGGAUUUGUUUGAUCAGAUUGUGUACCACCUAGACCUUGUGGAGACAGACUACUUUGGCCUCCAGUUCCUCGACUCUGCCCAGGUCACGCACUGGCUGGAUCAUUCUAAACCCAUCAAGAAGCAGAUGAAAAUUGGACCUGCUUAUGCUUUGCACUUUCGAGUUAAAUACUAUUCUUCAGAACCGAACAAUCUUCGAGAAGAGUUUACAAGGUACCUGUUUGUUUUGCAACUCAGGCAUGACAUUCUUUCUGGAAAAUUGAAAUGCCCUUAUGAAACAGCUGUGGAAUUAGCUGCUCUAUGUCUACAAGCAGAGCUCGGGGAGUGUGAGCUUCCAGAACACACACCAGAGCUUGUGUCUGAGUUCCGGUUCAUUCCAAAUCAGACAGAAGCAAUGGAGUUUGAUAUCUUCCAGAGAUGGAAAGAGUGCAGGGGAAAGAGCCCUGCCCAGGCGGAACUCUCCUACCUGAAUAAAGCGAAGUGGCUGGAAAUGUAUGGGGUAGACAUGCACGUUGUCAGGGGAAGAGAUGGCUGUGAAUAUUCUCUUGGACUGACCCCGACAGGCAUAUUAAUCUUUGAAGGAGCUAACAAAAUAGGCUUAUUCUUUUGGCCUAAAAUUACCAAAAUGGAUUUUAAAAAGAGCAAACUGACCCUUGUGGUGGUGGAGGAUGAUGACCAGGGCCGGGAGCAAGAGCACACCUUUGUGUUCCGGCUAGACAGUGCCCGCACCUGCAAACACCUGUGGAAGUGUGCGGUGGAGCACCACGCUUUCUUCCGCCUGCGCACUCCAGGCAAUGGCAAGACCAGCAGAUCCGACUUCAUCCGCUUGGGCUCCCGCUUCAGGUUCAGUGGGCGGACAGAGUACCAAGCUACACACGGCGCCAGGUUACGAAGAACCAGCACCUUUGAGAGGAAGCCCAGUAAACGUUACCCAUCUCGGAGACAUUCCACGUUCAAAGCAAGCAACCCCGUGAUAGCUGCGCAGCUCUGCUCUAAAACAAAUCCUGAAGUCCAUAAUUACCAGCCUCAGUACCAUCCUAGUGUCCACCCCAGCCAGCCCCGGUGGCAUCCCCACUCUCCAAAUGUCAGCUACCCACUCCCCUCCCCAGUGCUCAGCCCCUCUGACCGGCUGCCAUUUGGCAUUGAGGAGAACGGGGGCACGCCAUUCCCCCCGAAAGCUUCAGGAAGGCACCACCACCAGCAUCACCACCAUGCCAACUACGGCUUCGCGCUGACCCUGGAGAACAAGGAGGGGCCUCUGAGAUCCCCGAACUCCAACAGCAAGUCCCUUACAAAACUGAGUCCAGGAGGACCAGCCCUGUUCAGUGAGGCUGCCGCCCAUCUGAAGAAGCUGGAACUAGAGACCGUGAAAGCUGCUGGACCCUGGCCUGCUCUGCACAUCAACAUAAACAAGGCUGAAGAAAAGAAAGUUGCUGAGAAGACACUGCAGACGCCACUGCUGCCUUCCCCAGUGGCGGACCACGUGAAGUGCAACAUCCUGAAAGCGCAGCUGGAGAAUGCUUCCAGGGCCAGUGCCCAGAUAGGAAAAGAGGAAUCAACAUUUGUAAAUAUCAAUAAGAAGUCAAGUCUUCAGGAUGCUAAUGUAAGAAGUCCUAUCCCUAUUCGCGUGGAAGCUGCCCAGCCAGCUGUGGAAAAGCCAGAAAUCAAGCCUCCCCGAGUGAGGAAGUUAACAAGACAAUAUAGUUUUGAUGAAGACGACCUCCCCCCAGACCUGGCUGAGGCAGUGGGCACGACCACAGCCACAACUACCAAUGCCACGACAGCCGCCACACAAGUUACGGUUCCACUGGUGUCUCCCAAGCUCCAGAAAGUCAGCUCACCUCAGAAGUCAGAAGGCAAGGGCCAGCUGUCCCCGGGGGUCAAGAGCCCCUCUGACCGAGGAGGUGCGUUCACCUUGGAGCCCGGCGAUCUUCUCAUGGAUUUCACUGAAGCUACUCCUCUGAUAAAAACAUUCCCAGCCGAUACAGUGAGCCCGUUUCCUGAUCCUUUUACCAGUGGGUCACAGUUUACCGCAGACUUUAGAGACAGUAAAUUCCAGUGCUGUCCUGGCCAGUCUUCCCCACUGAUCCCAACAGUGGCCCUGAGGCCUUUGACAGAGACUGUCUCCACAGUACAGACCAUCUAUAAUGCCCGGAAGCCUGUUUCUCUGGCAACUAGUGCAGAGACACUCCGGCAGGAACUGGAAAGAGAGAAAAUGAUGAAAAGACUGUUGAUGACCGAACUGUGAAACUCUCCUCUGACCGCCUGGAGGAUGGCGUGGUGCCUUCUGUCUGUUCCCUUUCUUCGGGCUCUGUGUGCUCACUUUAGCACAACAUACAAAUGUCAUGUGCUCUGUUUGCCCAGGUCUCCGUGAUUAGUGGAAGCCAACUUCUGGCUUGACUAUUACUGGAAAAGUUACUUUAGUCUCCUGAGUAUUAGAGGGUUUUUUUAAUGCUCAGUAAAACUGAGACAAGUUUUGGUAAGUCUAAGAAAAGAAAGAAGGGAAAACAGGGACUCCUGUUCAAAAGCCCCUGUGGUUAACAGAUGCAGGGGCUAAUAUGACGCGGACUCCUUUGCUAACAAUCUGAACCAUGUGAUUUUGUAUGAUUGAAACUUGCAACCAAGCUUUGACUGAUUGUUAAGGAGUCCUUUUUAAUGAGAUUCUUUACUGCUGGUUUUUCAUUUACACUGAUAAAUACAUGGAUCUUCUAAAGUCCUUUAUUUUUAUUCAGACAUGAGUAGGUGAGCUAAAAACAAAGUUACAUAUCACUAUGACUUAAAAUACUUCAGUUUGACCUGAAAUAUAAUUUAAUGUGUGAUCUUGUUGGAUAUAAUAUUUUCCAUGAUAAAUAGAAUUUAUCAUUGAACCCAAAGUAGGAAAUACCAGCUUAAAUAGUCUAAAAGUCUUUACAGGGUUAAGAUAAUUAAACAUCAAAAUGAUUCAUUUGGGUGUUCCACAAAGGAAAAUUAUUUCUAAAGUUGGUUAGUUUAUGUUGAUAGAACCUUGACCAGAUGAAACUUUGUUCUCUUUUUAUAUAGUUUCGAGAAAUGUGUUUUUAAAUUUUUAUUAUGCACUUGAUUAACUUUGCAGGAAUAAAGGAACCCCCAGCCACUAAAUUAUUUCCCUAGAUUUUUCAAUGAACAUGCACACAUUUUACAAAGUUAUGAUCCGUGUGUACAUUCCGUUUUGUUAUAUUCUCCACCUAACACUUAUCUCCUUAUCAAACAUCCUGCUCUCACCGAUCUAAAUGUCUUUAUAUCCAUAUGACAUGGUUAACAUUAUUUCUCCCCACUAUUAGCAAGUGGAAUCAUAUCUAAUUUUUCACUCUUAUAAAUAGUGCUGCUAUGAAUGUCUUUGUAAAAAACAAAUAGUUCCUUCAUUUGGAUUAUUCCCUUGGGAAUAUCUCCAAAGGGGGAUUACAAGGUCAAAGAGCAUGAAGUAUUUUAUAGCUCUUAUUUUAUAUUGCCAGAUUGCUUUCUAGAAAGAUCCAAUCUCUGGGUUGGAGGACCUUACAGGUCAUUGAAUUUACUUUCCCCCUUCUGAAUGCUUGAAUCCCCUCUACAAUUUAUGAUGCCACCAGCAAUGUGUAAGAAUUUUAAUUUACCAAUAGCUCUGCCAGUAUUGGGUUUUGCCAUUUUUAUUUAUUUUUGCUAGCUGAAUAGAUGUGUAUAGUUGUUCUUGAAAAGUUGUUUUGUUUCGUUAAUUACUAGCAAGCCCGAACACCUUUCCAUGUGAUGAUUUACAAGAUGUAUUUCCCUGUGUGUGAGCUGUCCAUCUGUUUCUUAUGACCACUUGUUAAGUGGGAUUGAGCUCAUACAUUUGUAUCCAAACUGUAUUUUUAUGUUGUAUUGUACAGUUUGCUCUCCUGUCCCUAUCCUCACAACUGAAUGGUGCCAAUAAUUUGAUACUAAUGACUAUAAAAAAGUAAUGUCUCAUUUACUAGCAUUGUAAAUGAAAGUUAUAAGAAAAUAUUCAGAUAACUGAGGAGUAACCCUUUAAGUGCUGAUAAAAUUUUAAUAUUUUUUGGAGGGAAAUCUUUCUAAAAUGUACUAUAUUACGUACUUCCCUGCCUUAGUAAACACAGUAUCCUGGAGAGUAUUUAACUGUUUCUUGGUGAGUCAUGGUCAUCAUAGUCAUCACCCGUUUUGUACCCUGGUAUGGUGCAGUGGUGUCACCAGGAGCUAUCAAAAUGCACAGGGCUUGGCUUGGCCUAGUGCAGGCUAUUGUGAUCUUCUCAUUGCUGGUCUUUUACUGCUCUCUCUGCUCUAUCAGUGGAGCUAAGUGAGGCAACUGUAGCUUUGGGGGCCUUUUACCCUGGUGACCCCAGCUGUACUUUUAAAAUGGCUUUAGCUGUUCUUUGUCUUGUGACCAUGACACAAAACGUGUUCUUGUACAACAUGGGGUUGUCACUUCUUGCCAAUCCAGAGCCUCUUCCUCUUCUCAAUUGCUUUCUGAGGCAUCUGUUCUUCAUCUCCUGCUCUCUGAUGGAAACCUUCCGGACACAGCCAAAGGUUUUCCAGGGAAGCCAGGAUGCCAAGUAUUUCAUGUGUCAGGUCUGCUUUGCUUCCAGGGAGGAAUGCAUGGGCUUUUGGGCUGCUGUUUCCAGGAGGCUGUGUCUCCUGCACUUCCCCACCUCCCCUUGGGUUCACAGGUGUUUCUGAAGAUUGAUGUCACUGGAAAUCUGACCACAAACACGUUGGCUGUUAUUGUACAUGAAAACCCAGUACAUUUGGCAGCUCACCUCUAACCAGUAAAAUGAAGAGGAUUCCAUUGUUUCAGCAGUUGUCCUGGUUAUUUACCUACUUAAAUGUAUGAUGGGUGCUUGGCAUUUUGACCUGAGAAGAUGACAUUGUACUGGGUAGAUUCAGAGUGAUUGAAAGGAAUUAUGCAAUUGUUUCACCUUUUUAUGUAUUAAAACCAAAACCAUAGCACCGUAAGGUCACACAACACACACCCAAGGUUCAGGGGGAAGAUCAGGCUGCUAACGUAAUUAAGGCUGGCCACAAACUUCUGGUGGGCGUGAGGGGUUACUGCGGGGCCUGGGAAUCUCCAGGCCACAGGGCUUAUAGACCAUGGGCCUCACAGAGCAUGAGGUUUGAAAAGUCUGGAAACAAAAUCCUUGAAGAUUCAGGAGAUCUCACAAGGAUGCAUCCAGGAAUUGUACCCCAAAAUAGUACAGGGAUAUUGUAAUGUCACUGUUAUCCUUCUUUCACCAUCUCAAACACCACAGCUCUUUAAAAUAUUCAAAUAAA